Messenger RNA from Cryptomeria japonica (Japanese cedar), 1560 nucleotides. RefSeq names its product peroxidase 42. The coding region runs from base 122 to 1141 and encodes 339 amino acids. Gene Ontology annotation, molecular function: heme binding; peroxidase activity. The transcript is spliced from 3 exons. Gene Ontology annotation, biological process: hydrogen peroxide catabolic process; response to oxidative stress. The record is from RefSeq and is a predicted model, not a curated record. Lineage: Eukaryota; Viridiplantae; Streptophyta; Pinopsida; Cupressales; Cupressaceae.
UGUUUUGCUAAACACAAAAGUGGAUGAAGUGGCUAGUGGGGCCGGCUUCUUCUUCUGCUUCUUUGUUAUAAAUCUGGGUAGAGCUCAGUAAGUUUUUCACAGCACUCGAAGCAAGAAAGGCAUGAUGGGUAGUGUUUGGAUUGUUGUGCUUUGUGUUGUGGUGGGCUUACAGUUGCAGAGUGGGUUUGUGAGUGCGGGGAAUGAGAGCGUUUCUAAUGGAGGAGGGCUUGUGAUGAAUUACUACAGGGACUCGUGCCCACAGGCGGAAGAGAUCAUUCAGGAGCAAGUCCGUUUGCUCUACAAGCGCCACAAGAACACAGCUUUCUCCUGGUUGAGGAACAUCUUCCAUGACUGUGCUGUACAGUCUUGUGAUGCAUCUCUUCUGCUGGAUUCGACAAGGAAGAGCGUGUCGGAGAAGGAGACGGACCGGAGCUUCGGUCUGCGCAACUUUAGGUAUUUGGACUCCAUUAAAGAGGCGGUGGAGAGGGAGUGUCCUGGUGUGGUCUCGUGCGCCGACAUUCUUGUUUUGUCGGCGAGAGAUGGGAUCGUGUCAUUGGGCGGGCCUUUCAUUCCCCUCAAGACUGGCCGGAGGGAUGGACGUAAGAGCCGGGCUGAUUUGUUAGAAGCUUAUCUGCCUGACCACAACGACUCCAUUUCCUCUGUGCUUUCUCGCUUUCAGGCCAUUGGCAUCGAUACUCCGGGUGUCGUUGCCUUGCUAGGUGCUCACAGCGUUGGCAGGACACACUGUGUGAAACUGGUUCACAGGUUGUACCCCCAAGUAGACCAAACGCUAGACCCGGGGCACGUAGAACACAUGCUGAAGAAAUGCCCAGACGCCAUCCCCAACCCCAAGGCCGUGCAGUAUGUUCGAAAUGACCGGGGGACGCCCAUGAAACUAGACAACAACUACUACCGUAAUCUCAUGGAGAACAAAGGUCUUCUCAUAGUAGACCAGCAGCUCUAUGCAGAUCCAAGAACCAGUCCAUAUGUAAAGAAGAUGGCCAAGAAGCAAGACUACUUCUUCAAGAAGUUUUCCAAGGCCAUUACUAUACUUUCUGAGAACAAUCCUCUCACAGGCACUCGUGGAGAAAUCCGCAGGCAAUGCUUCAGAGCUAAUAAACUUCACCUUAACCAGAGAUGAAAAAAAACUAGAAGACCCGUGAGCUGUCCUGUGCUUUUGGGCUUGGGCCACCCGAGUGGACAGAAUAGCAUCAUGGUCUUUUGCUUUUACCUGUUUUAUGUAAUGUGCUUCUGCACUGUGCACGCAUCACUGCAUUUUUCAGCCUCUUUUUCUGAAAGGUGUAGGUGUGGCCGUGUCUUUUAAAGGGAUAUGAAACUGCGUUAAUGUUUAGUGGAGAAAUAAGGUGGAAGCAUUUCUAAAAGUAUUUGUAUCUGUCACAAGUGCCUUGAAUGAGUGCGAACAAGUGGUGUAUGAGAGCGACGUUGGGUCACCAUGCAUUCAUUGCUGGAUUAUCUUAUAUUGACUGUAAGUUUUUGUAAGGGUCAAAUUUGCAGAGGGUAUUUUAAAUUAUAUACAAUAUAACUCACUUUAAUAGACUA